Messenger RNA from Tinamus guttatus (white-throated tinamou), 1973 nucleotides. It is a transcript of the gene CHDH, whose product is annotated as choline dehydrogenase. Lineage: Eukaryota; Metazoa; Chordata; Aves; Tinamiformes; Tinamidae. Gene Ontology annotation, cellular component: mitochondrial inner membrane. Gene Ontology annotation, molecular function: flavin adenine dinucleotide binding; choline dehydrogenase activity. The record is from RefSeq and is a predicted model, not a curated record.
CUUCUUUGGGACUUUUCUGUUGUUUUUCUAGGACAAAACAUUGGAUUUUAUGACAGAAUUCCCACAAGAGUGAUGCUAUUAGUAAGGAUGUCGUAUCUAAUGAGAGUUAAAUGUUACAGCCCUGUGAGUGAAAUGCCCCAAGUAACAGGAGCGCUGCUGAGAGCGCGCAGACUAAGGCACGUCUUGGGCAGCAAGUUUUCAGCGUCGCGCGCGCUGGCUCAGCUCAGUGCUGAAAAUGCAGCUUCUCACGACUACGUCAUCGUUGGAGCUGGCUCGGCAGGCUGCGUGUUGGCCAGCAGGCUCACUGAGGACCCUCUCAGUACCGUGCUGCUUCUGGAAGCAGGCCCUAAAGACACCCUUCUGGGGAGUAAAAGGCUGAUGUGGAAGAUUCACAUGCCUGCUGCGUUGACAUACAACCUCUGUGACGAGAGCUAUAACUGGUAUUACCACACAGUGCCACAAAAGCGCAUGGACAACCGAGUUAUGUACUGGCCCCGCGGCAGAGUGUGGGGCGGCUCCUCAUCCCUCAACGCUAUGGUCUACAUCCGCGGGCACGCGGAAGAUUAUAAUCGAUGGAGCAGGGAAGGGGCCGUGGGAUGGGACUAUGAGCAUUGCUUGCCUUAUUUUAAGAAGGCACAGACACAUGAACUGGGACCGGAUCAGUACAGAGGAGGAAACGGACCCCUGCAUGUGUCAAGGGGGAAAACAAACCAUCCUCUUCACCGUGCGUUCCUGGAGGCAGCCCAGCAAGCUGGGUAUCCGUUCACAGAUGACAUGAAUGGUUAUCAGCAAGAAGGAUUUGGCUGGAUGGAUAUGACUAUACACAAAGGUCAAAGAUGGAGCACAGCCAGCGCUUACCUUCGGCCAGCCAUAUCACGCCCAAAUUUGUCAGUCACAGAGAAGACGAUAGUAACAAAAAUCUUGUUUCAAGGAACGAAAGCCAUUGGUGUUGAGUAUAUGGAAAAUGGGCAAAGGAAAAAGGCAUUUGCCAGUAAAGAAGUUAUUUUAAGUGGUGGUGCCAUAAAUUCUCCACAGCUGCUUAUGUUAUCUGGAAUUGGCAAUGCAGAUGAUCUAAAAAAACUGGGGAUCCCUGUUAUUUGCCACCUUCCUGGAGUAGGCCAGAACCUCCAAGAUCACUUAGAAGUGUACGUCCAGCAGAGGUGCACCAAGCCUAUCACUCUGUAUAAUGCACAAAAGCCAAUUAACAUGGUGAAAAUUGGUUUAGAAUGGCUUUGGAAGUUUACAGGUGAGGGAGCAACUGCCCAUCUGGAAUCUGGUGGUUUUAUCCGAAGCCAAGCGGGGGUUCCUCACCCUGACAUUCAGUUCCACUUUCUCCCCUCUCAGGUGAUUGAUCAUGGCCGGGCUGCUUCCACCAUGGAAGCUUUCCAGGUACACGUGGGGCCCAUGAGGAGCAGCAGCAUAGGCUGGCUGAAGCUGAAGACUACAAACCCAAACGACCAUCCUAUCAUUGAACCUAACUACAUGUCAACCGAAAGAGAUAUUUGGGAAUUCCGCCAAUGUGUCAAGUUGACCAGAGAGAUCUUUGCUCAAAAAGCGUUUGAAAAAUUUUGUGGGCCUGAAAUUCAACCAGGAGACCAUGUUCAGUCUGACAAAGAAAUAGAUGCUUUCAUAAGGCAGAAGGCUGAUAGUGCUUAUCACCCUUCCUGCACCUGUAAAAUGGGCCAGCUUGCAGACAGCAGCGCUGUAGUGGAUCCACAAACAAAAGUAAUUGGAGUUGAAAACUUGAGAGUAGUAGAUGCCUCCAUAAUGCCUAGUGUUGUCAGUGGGAAUUUGAACGCCCCAACUAUCAUGAUAGCAGAGAAGGCUGCGGAUAUGAUUAAGGGGCUCCCCCCACUUCAUGAGAGAAAUGUCCCUGUGUACAGGCCCAAGACCCUGGAAACGCAGCGAUGAACAACGUUCUCAUUCUCGCACAGCCUUUGCUACUUUGCCUUUUAGCAGCAUGUUGGGAUCUC